ACGAGGGGGGAUGGCAAGCUGAGGAGCCUCCAUGCCGGAAGGCAUCGGAGAAAGGGGCUCCCCUUUUUGUUUGGCUCUGCGAGCCGUAGUAGAUUAUUUCCUUUCCCAUUUUUUAGGGUUGAGCGUGAAAGCCGCCCAUCUGCUACUGCAGACUGGGGUUUCCCGCCCUCUUUAAUUCGAUUUAAUUCAAUCAUUUCUUUUUUUCGUUUCCCGAGGCUGUGUGGUCUCAUUUGAGCAGCUCCCCCCCUCCCCUUUAAAGUAUAUAUAUAUUAUUAGUUGAGCCUAAGCAGAAGCAGCUCUGGCAGACGGCCUCUUUGGCAAUCGGCUUCGCAGCUGCCCAUUGACGAGUUGGCUGCGGGGGGAGGCGGAUCUCUCUCUCGCUGGUGCAUCCGAUGCAUAGCUAAGCAGCUCCCCCGCCUCGAUCCCGACUUGUUGUGUGGGCAUGAGCCGUCCUGGAGAGCGAUGGACUCGGGGGCUCGCCUCGUGUGAGGGGGAUCGAGAGGGCUUGAUUGCCUUAUGCUCAUUUUUUUCUCCUUCCUUCCCCCUGUUCGGAAGGCUUUCCUCGGGGCAGCGUUGCUAGGAGCGGCGUGUAAGCAAUAGCCGCCGGUCACCUCGGGGGGUUUAGAGCAGCCAGCUCGAGGAAGGGGCUUAGUCCUCUCUCCCCCCAACCCCCAAGGUCUUAUUUUAUUUUAUUAUUUUGCAAUCUCUCCUUCUCCGGUCCGCUGAAGGGUAGAAAUUGGAGUCGGAUUGUGGUUGUUGCUGUUGAGCCUCCGCCCGAGUAAGAUCGGUGGGGAAACCCGCAGCAAUUCCCCUUGCUGCCGUCUUGGGUCGAGAGGGGGAUCAAAAAUGGAGGCGGUGAUCGAGAAGGAAUGUAGCGCUCUCGGAGGACUCUUCCAAACCACCAUCGGGGACAUGAAGGGAAGUUAUCCGAUUUGGGAAGACUUCAUCAACAAAGCAGGGAAGCUACAGUCUCAGCUUAGGACGACCGUCGUAGCAGCAGCUGCCUUCUUGGAUGCAUUCCAGAAAGUGGCUGACAUGGCGACCAACACACGUGGUGCUACCCGAGAAAUUGGCUCCGCUCUGACCAGAAUGUGCAUGCGGCACCGGAGCAUCGAGUCCAAACUCAGGCAGUUUUCAAGUGCUUUAAUCGACUGCCUGAUAAACCCACUUCAAGAGCAGAUGGAAGAGUGGAAGAAAGCGGUUAAUCAACUGGAUAAAGACCAUGCAAAAGAGUACAAAAAAGCCCGCCAGGAGAUAAAAAAGAAAUCCUCAGACACCCUGAAACUACAAAAGAAAGCAAAGAAAGGAAGAGGAGACAUCCAGCCUCAACUGGACAGUGCGUUACAAGAUGUGAACGACAAGUACCUGCUUCUUGAAGAAACGGAGAAACAGGCUGUUAGGAAGGCCCUAAUUGAAGAACGUGGCCGGUUCUGUGCGUUCAUUUCUAUGCUGCGGCCUGUCAUUGAAGAAGAAAUAUCAAUGCUGGGAGAAAUAACCCAUCUACAGACCAUAUCAGAGGAUCUGAAAAGCCUCACUAUGGACCCUCACAAACUGCCACCAUCGAGCGAGCAGGUAAUUCUAGAUUUGAAAGGUUCUGAUUAUGGUUGGUCCUAUCAGACUCCUCCAUCUUCUCCCAGUACCACCAUGUCCAGGAAGUCCAGCGUCUGCAGCAGUCUGAACAGUGUUAACAGUAGUGACUCCAGGUCAAGCGGCUCGCACUCUCACUCACCCAGUUCACACUAUCGCUACCGCAGCUCCAACAUGCCUCAGCAGGCCCCGAUGAGGCUUUCCAGCGUGUCUUCGCACGACUCUGGAUUCAUGUCCCAGGAUGCUUUUCAGUCCAAGUCGCCAUCGCCUAUGCCUCCGGAAGCACCCAACCAGAAUUCGUCCAGCUCUGCCUCUUCAGAAGCCUCUGAGACCUGCCAGUCAGUGAGCGAGUGCAGUUCCCCCACCUCAGUCAGCUCAGGCUCGACCAUGGGGGCUUGGGCCUCCACCGAGAAGUUGUCUAACGGGUUUUAUCACUGUAGUUUGUCAAGUGGUCCAUUCUUAGCCUCAGUUGGUGCGGGCCCCCUUCCUCAUUUCCCGUCUGUCUCCCACGCAUGGACCCGGGCUUCCUCUUCCACCCUCCUUCCAGACCACGGUCAUUAUUACACCAUUGGGCCAGGCAUGUUUCCAUCAUCUAAGAUCCCUAGCUGGAAGGAUUGGGCUAAGCCAGGUCCUUAUGACCAGCCUAUGGUAAACACUUUGCAACGCCGCAAGGAAAAACGAGACGCGGACCCUGCUGGGGGAGGCCAGAACGGACCGCCUCUGCCCCCAGAGGAAGCCCAAAGACCCCGGAGCAUGACGGUGUCCGCCACCCCGAGGCAAGGAGAGGAGAUGGAAGCAUGUGAAGAGCUGGCGUUGGUUCUAACCCGGGGGCUGCAGCUGGACACUCAGAGAAGCAGCCGGGACUCCUUGCAGUGCUCCAGCGGCUACAGCACCCAGACCACCACCCCCUGCUGCUCAGAGGACACGAUCCCCUCACAAGUGUCAGACUACGAUUAUUUCUCUGUCAGCGGCGACCAAGAGACAGAGCAGCAAGAAUUCGACAAGUCGUCGACGAUUCCAAGAAACAGCGACAUCAGCCAGUCUUACCGUCGAAUGUUCCACGCUAAGCGUCCUGCUUCGACUGCCGGCCUCCCAACCACCCUGGGACCCGUGAUGGUUACGCCUGGCAUAGCAACCAUCAGACGGACCCCUUCUACCAAACCAGCUGUCAGACGCGGGGCAGUAGGUGCAGGGCCCAUCCCCAUCAAGACACCCGUGAUUCCUGUCAAAACUCCGACUGUGCCGGACAUCCCGGGAGGGCUGCCCAGUGUGCCGAGCAGUGCAGAAGAAAGCCCGGAACAAAGCCCCGAGGCAGGAGGAGGCAACCACGGGGUCACGGGGAUGUCCUCCUCUUGGAGUGGCCAGGCGUCCGUCAACCCUCCACCCGUGAGCCAGAAGCCGAGCACCAUAGAGGAGCAGAGACAAACGGCCACCGAAAGCGACGGAGAAGAAAGCGAAAGGGAGAGUCCAAGUCUCACUGCUCCCCCGUGCCAGCCGGCCCCUCAGUCAGCAGGCCAGAGCCCCGGGGAGCCCCUGCAAGGUGAAGACAUGCUGAACGCCAUUCGGCGGGGCGUUAAGCUGAAGAAGACCACCACAAAUGAUCGUUCAGCCCCCCGAAUUUCCUAGACGCUGGACCACUGCCAGAGCUUCCAACGCAACAGAGACUGAACUUAUAUGAUGAAAUGGUCUCUCUAUCCAUUCCACUGUACAAUCAAGUUAUUGUAGGAUGCUCAGUUAAACAGACAGCUGGAAAAGUUAAACAGACAGCUGGAAAUUUAAAAAUCGGGGGCCAGGGAGGGGGGAGGAGAAGGAAUUUGCAAACUAAAAUGCUUAAGGCGCAACCUCUUCCUGACUUAAUUUUUUUUUGUAAAUACUGAUUAUUUUUCUGCGCAAUUUUUUUUUAAAUCUUGAGUUUCCUUUUAAUUUUUCCCCUGAAGGUGCCAAAUCCCCAUUUAACUUUUUUAUAUAACUCUUUGUAAAAGUUUUACAUGUGUAGAAGGAAGAAGAAUAAACAUUUAAGUAGCUUAAAUAUUUCAGCUGGGAUGGGGCAGGGAGAGGGGAGGGAUAACAUUGAUAGGAGGUUGCAAUGUGUUUUCACUCUCACAAGCUUUUUGUAGAGCACCUUGUUAUAAAAGCAAGGGGACUUUUUUUUUUUAGUUGUAACUUACAGAGGCCUGGGUGGAGAACAGGUCCUCAGAGAAGUACAAGGAAAUCCUUGUAAAUCUUGAAAACAGGAAACAGCAGCUGGUCAAUUAAAGCAAUAUAUAGUGGAAGAGCGACAAGUCUCGGGCUGGUUAGAGAGGGUGAUGGGGUUAGACAAAGGGGGAGGGAACUUUCUGUUGCACAAGAAGUAGCCUAGCCGUAGCUUCAUGGUAAGUGCGUCUGAAUAAGCCAUAUUGGAUUGCAGUGUUGUUUCCAUAGGAUGUUUAAAGACACUUGAGUGCCAGCCACUAGGAGCUUCUGCGUUGGCCCCGUAGAAAUCUCUAGCUGCGCUCAGAGUGUGCGCCCAAGAAGAGCGUCUGUGGAAUCGUUCCUUUGGAUUCUUUGUUUUGUACUAAUUCAUUUUCUUCAGGACUGCACAAGCAACAUUUAAGCAUGCCCAUCUGGACCCGAGUCUCUUCCCCCCCCCCCCACUCGUUUUCUGUUUCUUUGUUAAAUAAUCUACAGUAGCCGAAACUUUGGUUCAAUAAAGCCAGAGAGAAAUAUCGGGGAGUUCUCUGCUCUGCGGGUUUUUACCUUUUACUGGCCAUGCCCAGCAGGCUGGGCAACUCAACUAACAAAAUGGGAAAGCCCCAUAUAAUUUUGAGAAAAACUGCUCCUAAAUCAGACUGGCAACCAGCUGAGAAUUCCAGUAAAACUGGUGACACAUUUCGGUGGGGUGGUGGUGGUCUUCUCUCCCCUCCCCCCAAAUAGCAUUUUGGAUUGGCUUUUUAAAUUAAACAAGAGAUCUGAGAGUGAGGGAGGGAACGGGGGGAAUCAGUUUUGGUUUUAUUUAUUACAAGGGAAAGGGGGGAUUGACCACUAUUUUUUUUUAAAUUCUCAGCACUGUAUUUUGGGGAAGCUGUUAAUAGAGAAAUUUAUAGAUUGGGGUGGGGGGGGGCUUACUUUUCUUAAAAUAGAAAAUUAUGGCUAUGACAUACUCAUUUCACAGGGUUGGUAGAAAUGUGCACAGUUUGGACAACACAGGUUGUUCUGGUUUUGUGGGUUUUUUUAAAAACAAAAAAGUUUAAAAAAAGAUCCUGCAAUCUGUAUGGAUACCUUCUGCCUUAUCUUUCUAUGGGUAAUGCAAGCAGGAUAGUUAGACAACAGAUGUGUAUUUGUGGUUGCAAAAAGAAAAAAAAUGCACCACCUGUAGUGGAAGGAGCUGGGUCAUACAUCUGCGCACAACAUGCUCUUCCACUCUCUGGAGAUUUUUCAGUCGGCUGCCAUCUUGCCUACAUAACCUCUUAUGCUUUAAAAACUACAUAACUGCAUUGGAUGUGAGACGUAUUGUAAAACUGUAUAGUCACUGUGUUCUAUAUACAUUUACACUGCUGUGUUGCGUAACACCUCCCUUUUUUUAAAAUGUUAUGGCUUCAGAAAGCAAGCGACCAAGCAUGAUCCUUUUUUUAAAAAAUCGAUGCGCUCUCUCCUUUGCAAAAAAACCAAAAUCAACUUUCCUUCUAAACAACGGUGCCUGCGGUAGAAGCCCCGCCAGUUGGUGAAACUAGCUGAUGCGAUCUGCAAAUGAUGCUUCAAAAUCCACCACCACCUUUGACAAACAACUCUUUUUUUUUUUUUAAAGAAAUGAAGUCUUGCUUGGACCCAGAAUGCAGUCCCUCCAGGUGAUUUCCUGGCAUGUUUCAUUUUUGAACUUAAAAACCGAGGUGUUUCACAAGGGCUCUGCUAUAUUCCUGCCUCUCCCGUUCACCGGAGGGUUUCUGCAGGAGACAUUCCUGAUUGGUUGCACCUGAAGAGCGUGUUUAUGGGGGGGAAACAAAAUCCUUUGGGAAGCAGCUGUGCCCCCAAAGCGCAGCUUUUCUGUUUAGUUCCUUUUACACACUAGAAUUACUCUUGGUUAAAAUUUUUAUUCUUAAACGGUUGCCAAAAUUCAACAUUAGAAUGUGACAAGCCACAUUAAGUAGUUCUGUUGUCCCCCCCCCAUUUGUGUUCCUUGCUUACUGUAAAAGCAGUGUCACCGUUUUUUAAAAAAAUGUUUCUGAUGGUAAGUUAUUGUGCUUUAGUUGCUAGUUUGUAUCGAGAGUUGACCUCUCCCCCACACGCACUGUUUUUGUUCUGAACUGCUAUUAAAAAAAAAAGAAUUGCUGUUAACUGUGUUGCCCUUCUACAUUGUAAUGAUUGCUUCAGCCUCUAUUAUAAAUAAAGACCUGCUGAUAAACC
Molecule: messenger RNA, 5967 nt
Organism: Heteronotia binoei (common prickly gecko)
Lineage: Eukaryota; Metazoa; Chordata; Lepidosauria; Squamata; Gekkonidae
Gene: MTSS1
Product: MTSS I-BAR domain containing 1
Exons: 15
Coding region: 847-3213 (788 amino acids)
Biological process (GO): positive regulation of actin filament bundle assembly; adherens junction maintenance; plasma membrane organization
Cellular component (GO): actin cytoskeleton; cytoplasmic side of plasma membrane
Molecular function (GO): phospholipid binding; actin binding
Source: RefSeq, a predicted model, not a curated record